AUGGUAAACACAGACUUAGCAAGCUCAUCAAACUCCUCAACUUCUUCAAAUCGGUCAUACGUUUCAAUCGAAAUCGCAAAAGAUAUGUUAACACGUUUUGACGGAUCAAAACAUAAACUUCAUGAAUUUAUCGAUAAUUGUGACAAAGCUAAUCAAUAUGUUAAACCCGAAUUAAAAAAUAUUUUAUUCGCUAUUAUAGAAACACGAAUUACUGAUAAUGCUAGGGCCGUAAUAAGAAACCGUUCAUUUAAUAAUUGGCAGGAAUUAAAACAACAUUUGUUAGAUUUAUAUUCCGAAAAACGAACCAUGAGCCAAUGGCAAUUGGAAUUAAAUUCUUGUCGUCAAAAUGUAGGCGAAAACGUUUUAUCCUUUUCAAAUAAAAUAGAACACUGUUAUGUAAAAUUAAUUAACUCUUUAGACGAGGACCUUACUAGAGAAGCUCGUACAGCGUGCACAGAUUUAUUGAAAAACGAAGCAUUAUGA
This is a messenger RNA of Onthophagus taurus, 483 nucleotides long. The record is from RefSeq and is a predicted model, not a curated record. Lineage: Eukaryota; Metazoa; Arthropoda; Insecta; Coleoptera; Scarabaeidae.